Messenger RNA from Striga asiatica, 339 nucleotides. Lineage: Eukaryota; Viridiplantae; Streptophyta; Magnoliopsida; Lamiales; Orobanchaceae. The record is from the annotation of a GenBank genome assembly.
AUGCAACCUAUUGCGCAUUGGCAAAUAAGUCGUAAGCAAGGCGCAAAUUGGACGGUUAGCACUUCUGAUUAUAGAGAUAAAUUUAUUCAAUCAAACCUUCAAUUGACGCCCAUGCAGCUCAGAUUCAUUGAGUUGCAGGGCUUCUUGAACCGCCUCUUGCUCAAGAAAUUCAACGUACGCAAAACCUUUGGGCUGACCAAACUUAUCACUCAAAAUGGUCACACGGUUGACUGUUCCACAUGCUUGAAAAUGCUGCUGAACUUCCUCCGGGGGUAUGAAGCUAUGUCCAAUGCUACUCAGGGGUAUGACAGACCCUGCGAUGAUAGUGAGAAGCAUUAA